This is a messenger RNA of Ceratotherium simum simum (southern white rhinoceros), 2688 nucleotides long. NCBI's taxonomy places the organism in Eukaryota, Metazoa, Chordata, Mammalia, Perissodactyla, Rhinocerotidae. The record is from RefSeq and is a predicted model, not a curated record.
CCGGCCCCGCUCCGCCCUCGGAGUCCGAUGGCGGCGGCCGCGCGGAGGGAGCCGGCUCAGGACAGUAUGACCUUUGAAGACGUUGCUGUGUACUUCUCCUGGGAGGAAUGGAGGCUCCUUGAUGAAGCUCAGAGGCACUUGUACCUCGAAGUGAUGCUGGAGAACUUUGCACUCGUAUCCUCGCUGGGUUGCUGGAGUAGAGCAGAGGAUGCGGAGGCACCCUUUGAACACAGCAUUUCUGUAGAUGUGUCACAGUCCAGGACUCUCAAGGCAUGUCUGACUUUGCAUAAUAUCCACCGUUGUGACUCUUAUAGUCUGGUCUUGAGAGAUAUUUUGCACUUGGCUGAGCACCAAGGAACACAACAGAGUCAGAAGAUGUUCGGGUGUGAGGCGUGUACAAAACUAUUUCAUUUCAGUGCAAACCUCCAAAAACACCAGAAGCAGCACAUCAGAGAGAAGCCCUUCAGAAGCAGUAUGGACAGGGCCUUGCUUGUGAAGAGCUGUGGAUUCCUUAUGUCACAGAGGCCCUUUACCCAUGAGGAAGUGGAGAACCACUUCCUGGCCACCCCUGGAUGUCUCCACCAGUAUGCCACUUACACCAGGGAGAAGCCAAACAAAAUCACCCAGUGCAGGGCCACUUUACAAGGCAGAAAACAUCGUUUUAUCUGGGGAAGAUGUAAGAAACCCUUCAGUCCCAAACACACACUUUGUCAGGACCAGGGUGUCCACACUGGAAGACAGUGUUUUGUGUGCCAUGAAUGUGGAAAAGCAUUCAGGUACAGAUCCUCAUUUGUUGUGCAACAGAGAAUCGACACUGGAAGAAGGCUUCAUGUGUGGGGAGAAUGCAGCAAAUCUUUUAGGCAAGCCUCAGCCUUCAGUCAGCAUCGAAGAAUUCAUUCUGGGGCAAGGCAGUGCAAGUGCAGCAAAUGUGGACGAUCCUUUAACCAAAAAUCUAUCCUCAUGUAUCCCUGGAGAAGUCACACUGGAGAAAGUUGUUACUUGUGCUGUGAAUGUGCGCAGUCUUUUCACCCUAGAUCUGUCCUUAUUCGACAACGAACAGUUCACACAGAAAGAAGGCAUUAUGAGUGCACUCUGUGUGGGAAAUCUUUUCGACGAAAAUUUUACCUCACUGUACACUGGAGAGUUCACACUGGAAAAAAUGCUCAUGGAUGCAGUGAUUGUGGGAAGUCUUUUGGCAACAGCUCAGUACUCAUUCUCCAUCAGAGAGUACAUAUGGGAGAAAGGCCUUUUCAGUGCAGAAAAUGUGGGAAAUCUUUUACCAACAGCUCAAUACUCAUUCUACACCAGAGAGUACACACAGGAAAAAGGCCUCAUGAGUGCAGUGAAUGUUGGAAAUCUUUUAGCCAUCCAUCUUACCUCACUCAACACCAGAGAGUACAUAGUGAAAAAAGGUCUUAUGAAUGUAGUGAAUGUGGGAAAUCUUUUAUCACUUGUUCUGGCCUCCAUUGUCAUCAGAGAAUUCACACUGGAAAAAGACCUUAUGAAUGUAGUGAAGGUAGGAAGUGUUUUAUCUCUAGCUCCCAACUCCGUUAUCAUCAGAGAGUUCACACUGGAGAAAGGCCUUAUCAGUGCAGUGAAUGUGGGAAAUCUUUUUCAUCUGGUUCCAACCUCAGUAUUCAUCAGCGAGUUCACACAGGAGAAAGGCCUUAUGCGUGCAAUGAAUGUGGGAAAUACUUUAUCCAAAGAUGUCAUCUUGUUAGACACCAGCGAGUUCACACAGGAGAUAGGCCUUAUGAGUGCAGUGAAUGUGGGAAAUCUUUCACCACUAGGGGGAUCCUUCGUUAUCAUCAUGAGAAAGUUCACAGAGAAGAAAGGCCUUAUGAGUGCAAUGAACUUGGGAAAUCUUUUCCAUCUAGUUCCAAUCUCAGUAAUCAUCCGAGAGUUCGCACAGGAGAGAGGCCUUAUGAGUGCAAUGAAUGUGGGAAAUCUUUUAUCCAAAAAUCCAGUCUUGUCGUACACCAGAGAGUUCACACAGGAGAGAGGCCAUACGAGUGCAGUGAAUGUGGGAAAUCUUUCACCAUUAGGAGCACCCUUCGUCAUCAUCAGAGAGUUCACACUGGAGAAAGGCCUUAUGAGUGCAGUGAAUGUGGAAAAUCCUUUAGAGGAUAUUCUCAUCUCAUUCAACACUGGAGAGUUCACACUGGGGAAAAGCCUUAUAGAUGUAGUGAAUGUGGGAAAUCUUAUUCCAAUAGCUCGACGCUUAUUCGACACUGGAGAAUUCACACAGGAGAAAGGCCUUAUAAGUGCAGUGAAUGUGGGAAAUCCUUCAGGAAUAGUUCACAUUUCAAUGACCAUCAGCGAGUUCACACUGGAGAAAGGGAUUAUGAAUGCACUGAAUGUGGGAAAUCAUUUAGGGAUUGUUCCCAACUCAAAAAGCACUGGAGAGUUCACACUGGAGAAAGGCCUUUUGAGUGUAGUGAAUGUGGGAAAUCAUAUACCAAUAGCUCAACACUUACUCAACACCGGAGAAUUCACACAGGAGAAAGGCCUUAUAAGUGCAGUGAAUGUGGGAAAUCUUUCAUGAGUAGUUCACAUUGCAAUAAACACCAGAGAGUUCACACUGGAGAGAGGCCUUAUGAGUGCAGUGAAUGUGGGAAAUCAUUUAGGGAUAGUUCCCAACUUAGUAAACACCAGAAAGUCCACACUGGGUCAAGGCCUUAUGAGUAG